This is a messenger RNA of Ostertagia ostertagi, 1632 nucleotides long. The record is from the annotation of a GenBank genome assembly. Lineage: Eukaryota; Metazoa; Nematoda; Chromadorea; Rhabditida; Trichostrongylidae.
AUGGAUUUCGAAGCUGACCACAACUCACUGAAUCAUCUGUACUACGUGCAUCAGCGUCCGUAUUCGAUUCGCCGUAUCAGCAAGAAGAACGGUGGUACUGGUCGAGUAAUCCGCGAGUUUGCCGGCGAGGAGAGGAGCAUUUUCAGUCUGAAAGGUGCGACUAGUUGUUGUGGCAUGCCUUACCAAGAUCGACAAUUUCAGCCUGUACCCACUCGAAUCAGCCGAUUCCCUGAAGACUCACAAGACCACCCAUGCCACGCGUCGCAAUGCGCACAGUUAUGCUUCGCUGUACCGAACAACUCGUCCGCGAACGACGCACCGAAACUCGUCGCUCAAUGUGCAUGUCGACAAGGAUUUAAAAUCAACCCAGAAACUGGAAACACAUGCCAGAAGGACAACUCAGAGCAGCCAGAACCGCUCUGCACCUCCAAUGCGACUCAAUUCCAAAUAGAGUGCCCAGAGAACACGAUCCGCUGCAAGAACACCAAAAAAUGCAUCCCGUCACAGUAUGGCUGUGAUGGAGACAACGACUGUGGCGAUUACUCGGAUGAAGAUGCGCAGUACUGUAAAGACGGCCAGAAACCGGUGUGUUCUGCGAAGAAAUUCCAAUGCGACAAUCACAGAUGCAUCCCGGAACAGUGGAAAUGCGAUUCGGACAACGAUUGUGGCGAUGGAUCCGAUGAAAAGCUCGAGUUCUGCGCAAAUGCCACAUGUGCUGUCAACCAGUUUUCUUGCGCCAACGGACGAUGCAUUCCGAUCUAUUGGCUCUGUGAUGGCGACAAUGACUGCUACGAUGGAACCGAUGAGGAUAAAGAACGUUGCCCACCGACACAGUGCCGCAGCGAUCAGUUCAGGUGUGCCAACGGACGACAGUGCAUUUCCCUGCGAAACCACUGUGAUGGGCAGAAUGACUGUGAAGAUGGCUCUGAUGAGGACAGUUGCCUGAAUCCGCAAAACACCUGCACCUCGGAGCAGUUCGAGUGUCAAUCGAGCGGUCUUUGUAUUCCUGCUGCAUGGAAAUGUGAUGGACAAAAGGACUGCGAUGACGGAUCUGAUGAGCCGGCAUACGGUUGCACAGCAAGCACAUGUAAAGACGAUCAUUUCAAGUGUGCUAAUGGACGCUGUAUCCUCAAUUCAUGGCUCUGCGAUGGUGAAAAUGACUGCGGUGACGGCUCGGAUGAGUCGGCUAUCAACGGCUGUAAGAAGUCAGAGAUCACCAGACGUUGUCCAUUUGAGCAGCAGGAUCUCCAUAUAAAUAUUCAGAAUUUUAAUGCCGCUACCAUGGAGGGAUCACCGGACGUUUGCAUACCACUCACGGAGCUGUGCGACGGUAAAGAACAAUGCCCCGGUGGUACUGACGAGGGUGGCAGAUGCGCUCGUGAUCUUUGCUCUGCUGAUCGAGCCGAUUGUGCUUUCAAAUGCCAUAACAGUCCCAACGGACCGCUCUGCAGUUGUCCUUUCGGAGAACAGUUGGUGAACAAGACGAAAUGUGAGCCGGAGAACGAAUGCCUCGACUCAAGCUCAUGUUCGCAAAAGUGCACCGAUGAGAAGCAUGGCUUCACCUGCAGACAAGAGAACAUGCAAGGUUACCGACGGUGCCAAGGACAUGCGCGUCUACAUCUCAAACCGGAA